Lytechinus variegatus (green sea urchin) is the source of this 1340-nucleotide messenger RNA. Its product is annotated as transcription initiation factor TFIID subunit 11-like. The transcript has 6 exons. Gene Ontology annotation, biological process: RNA polymerase II preinitiation complex assembly; transcription initiation at RNA polymerase II promoter. Gene Ontology annotation, cellular component: transcription factor TFIID complex; nucleus. Bases 66 to 1190 code for a protein of 374 amino acids. Gene Ontology annotation, molecular function: transcription coactivator activity; protein heterodimerization activity. The record is from RefSeq and is a predicted model, not a curated record. NCBI's taxonomy places the organism in Eukaryota, Metazoa, Echinodermata, Echinoidea, Temnopleuroida, Toxopneustidae.
GGCCCUGGCGCUUUGUGACUGAUCUACUGAGUUGACAGCGGACGUGAAAUAUUGGGAUUGUAAAGAUGGCCAGCCGAGAUGACGACUAUGAAUGGACAAAGGAUGAUGAUGAUGAGGAGGAGGAAGAAGAAGAGAUAAAGCCUCCAGCUCCACCAGCCAAGAUGGAACAUUAUGAUGACCUCUAUCUAUCAUCUAGUGACCUGUCAUCUUCAGAUGAUGAUGGUGAAGCGAUUGCUGCAACAUCCCCUGGAGAACGACAAGAUUCUAAAGAUACAGAGGAACAAGAUGAAGAGGAUGAUGAACCACCAGUAAAACGUUCUAAGACCAAUGAUGAUGAUGAGAAUCUUUCUAUCUCAUCCUCCCCACCAUUGUCUCCUGCUAGUAGUGUAUCAGUGGAUGGGAUCUCACAGGAGAAUACUACCAGCCCUUCAACUCCAAAGAUGCAAGAACAGGAGACAUUGGAUGAUGAAAGUGGAAAGGAAGAAGAAGAGGAUGAAAAGGAGAGAGAAGAAACACCCAAAGAUGGAUUGAACGAGGGAAAAGAGGAAGGAGAGGAAGAGACAGGGGGUGUACAAUUACCCCUCUUUAGUGGUAUAGGGGGUAGUCUAGAGGAUUCCAUUAGUAGACCUAGACUUCAUGAGGAUGUAGGGUCAUCACGGCAACCAGAUGCUGGUGAAGGCGUGUCAGGGGGUAGUGCUGAAGGAGAGCAAGGAGAAUCAGGGAGCCUCGGUAGAGAUACAGGAGACAAGGAGAAAGAUGCUCCAGGAGGCUCCAAGGAUCCCUCAGAAGAGACUCCAGCGGCUCCAGUUGAUCCAGUCAAGGAGGCCUACCGCAAGAAAGCAAGACUUGAUGCAGAAGAAAGACAAAAAAUGCAAAUUCUUGUCUCGGCCUUCUCAGAGGAACAACUCAACCGUUACGAGAUGUUCCGACGAUCGUCGUUUCCGAAAGCUGCCAUCAAACGCUUCAUGCAGUCCAUCACAGGAAGCUCUGUGUCGCAGAACGUUGUGAUUGCUAUGUCAGGUAUUGCCAAGGUGUAUGUCGGAGAGAUCGUUGAACAUGCUCUGGACGUCAUGGAACAGUGGGGUGAUGUACCCCCUCUACAGCCUAAACACAUACGGGAAGCUGUAAGGAGAAUGUCAAGUGAGGGCGGCACAGCACAUUUCAAGAGGACUAGAGCCUUAUUUAGUUGAAUAACCGCAGUUGUAUUCUCUAGACUUCUGACAUUGCCAUAGAGGACAAGCUGAUGUAACCUCAAUACACAUAGAGGCUUGAGGAAAAUGGAAGGAGGAAUUCAUGAGGAAUCCAGUAUUUUCAAUAGAUCUAAUAUAUUUGAGGUUUGA